UCAUAAAUAGGGUUGUGGUAACCAAUAUUCAUUUUAACCCAUCUUUAUUUGGCAGAAAGAAAGCUGAAAACAAUCUCUCGACAUGUCCUUCUUUGGAUUCACAGAGGGCAUUCCCCAAUUCAUACGAGAUCACCCGUAUCCCAUUGGUGUUGCCACGGCUCUGGGCGCAAUUUUCCUUUCUGCGGUCUACAUUUACAAGAGAAGAAGAUCCAAAGGCUGCUUAGACCCCACGGAGUUCAAGGAAUUCAGACUCAUCAAGAAGACCCAGAUUAGCCCCGACACUGCAAGAUUCAAAUUUGCUCUUCCUACGCCCACUUCGGUCUUGGGUCUUCCUGUGGGACAACACGUACUCUGCAAAGGAAAAGACAGUGACGGUGAAGAUGCGGUUAGUCCUUACACUCCCAUAACUGGGGACUCUGAUUUGGGAUACUUUGAACUCGUCGUGAAGAUGUACCCAGGAGGAAGAAUGUCUCGCAAUUUCAUGGAACUACGUGAAGGUGAUUACCUCCCUGUUAAAGGACCCAAGGGAACAUACAAGUACAAACCCGGUCAAGUUCGGGCGUUCGGGAUGAUUGCUGGAGGUUCAGGCAUUACUCCUAUGUUUCAGAUUAUUCGUGCCAUACUGAAAAAUCCAAAAGACAAAACGAAAGUGCACCUUAUUUAUGGCAAUCGCACUGCCAAUGACAUACUUUUGAAGGAAGAUUUAGAUGGCUUCGCUGAGCAAUUUCCCAACCGUUUCACAGUGUAUUAUGUUGUCAGUGAGCCUUCUGGAAAGUGGAGUGGUGGAGUCGGGUAUGUGACCAAGGAUAUAAUCCGAGCCCACUGCCCACCACCAGCUUUUGAUAUACAGAUUCUAACAUGUGGUCCUCCGGCCAUGGCCAAGGUAGUAACUGCUCAUCUUAACGAACUUGGUUACACGGAAGAUAUGCAAUUUGAUUUCAACCGAGACGGUAUUUUCUAUUUAUUAUUUUGAACCAAUCACGCAAUUAAAGAAACAUAAUGCUCUGAAGAUACUUUAUUAUACGUGUGCGUAAAUUUCGAUCGAAUAUCUAUUGUGUAAUAUUUCGUUUAAUGAUAAAUGACUUGUGUAAAUAUAUAA
Molecule: messenger RNA, 1099 nt
Organism: Eucalyptus grandis
Lineage: Eukaryota; Viridiplantae; Streptophyta; Magnoliopsida; Myrtales; Myrtaceae
Product: NADH--cytochrome b5 reductase 1
Exons: 9
Coding region: 83-973 (296 amino acids)
Biological process (GO): electron transport chain
Molecular function (GO): cytochrome-b5 reductase activity, acting on NAD(P)H
Source: RefSeq, a predicted model, not a curated record